Messenger RNA from Oncorhynchus masou masou (cherry salmon), 659 nucleotides. Its product is annotated as translocating chain-associated membrane protein 1-like 1. Gene Ontology annotation, biological process: protein insertion into ER membrane; SRP-dependent cotranslational protein targeting to membrane, translocation; ceramide biosynthetic process. The record is from RefSeq and is a predicted model, not a curated record. Lineage: Eukaryota; Metazoa; Chordata; Actinopteri; Salmoniformes; Salmonidae. The annotation marks the transcript as partial. Gene Ontology annotation, molecular function: sphingosine N-acyltransferase activity. Gene Ontology annotation, cellular component: endoplasmic reticulum membrane. The transcript is spliced from 7 exons.
ACAAUCAUCUCCCUUGGCCCCUCUGUGAUCCAGGUCACCUCGAAGGUUGCAGUGCUGUUCAUCACUGUCCAAUACAACGUUACCAUCUCUGCAAAUGAGGGCCUAUCAGAGGAGAGCGUGGUGAACCACUUCCACCACGGGCUGAAGGAUGUGGCCACCAUCUUCUUCUACAUGCUGGUGGCCAUCAUCAUCCACGCUAUCAUCCAGGAGUAUGUACUGGACAAAAUCAACCGAAAGAUGCACUUCUCUAAGACCAAGCACAGCAAGUUCAACGAGUCAGGCCAGCUCUCUGCCUUCUACCUGUUCUCCUUCGGGUGGGGAACCAGCAUCCUCAUUUCUGAGAACUUCCUGUCCAACCCAGUGAGUCUGUGGGAUGGAUACCCUCAUACCCUGAUGCCGUUCCAGAUGAAAUUCUAUUUUAUCAGUCAGAUGGGCUACUGGCUUCACGCUCUGCCUGAGAUCUACUUCCAGAAGACCAAGAAGGAGGAUGUUCCCCGUCAGUUGGUGUAUAUCUCUCUGUACUUAGUUCACAUCGCAGGAGCUUACGUUCUCAAUCUGAAUCGUCUGGCUCUGGUCCUGCUGGUGUUGCACUGCUUCGUAGAGCUUCUCUUCCACGUGUCCCGCCUGGUCUACUUCAGCAACGAGAAGAGACAGACUGG